Molecule: messenger RNA, 859 nt
Organism: Didymella exigua CBS 183.55
Lineage: Eukaryota; Fungi; Ascomycota; Dothideomycetes; Pleosporales; Didymellaceae
Exons: 1
Coding region: 228-707 (159 amino acids)
Source: RefSeq, a predicted model, not a curated record
GCCCACUCAAGCACCAUCGGAUGUCUGGCCCUAGCUUCUGAGCGUGCGCUGGCUUCUUCCGCAACACACUUCUCUCAAUGAGGUUUCAUCGAUCCUUCUAGUACGCUUGUGGUGCAUGGUGUCUUGCACGUUUCCUCUCGGAGGUCUCUCCAGCACGUCGGUGCGGAAUUAGCCGAGUUGCUGAGAGGUUCCAAAGCAACGAAUCGAUUGGUCCGACGCUGCGUUUGAUGCGCAUUCGGAUGCGCAUUCGGAGAGAUCAGAAACGCAAGAUCUGCGAGCCGGGAGUAUCCUCCACCAUGGCAUUCCCACGAGGGAGAUCCAGAAGCAUCGACAUAAGCGAAGCUACCGUCCUCCACACAUCGCUGCGUGUAAUCGAUCUCCGUAUCGACCGUAAAGCCAUACACUGUCGUACGAUGGGCCGUGUUUGUCUUUCCGUUCCUAACCACACAAAGAACAAGCGCUCAUCGGAGCACGAGAAUGAGCCGGCAUCCACCGAUACUCCUUUCGCAUGUGCAAACAAUAGCAGCCCUCUGUUGUACGGUCAUCCUGAGAAACGAACCAUCGAUUGCGACUCAAGUUCUCCCUGGAGGUCCUGGGAAUGCACUUCGUCGGGGACUCCAAUAGUUCGGUGUCGGCUCUUGAUGCCUAAGGCACUAACGCAGCACCUCGUAACGCCUCCGCAUAAACCUCAAAAUGCCCUCACGUAGCUUCUGACUCUAUCCCGGCUAUCGUCGUCUUCCAAUAACUCGUCAUCGGUUGGAAACGUGUCCAUCAUCGUACGAUAUCGCGUCAUGCACCACAAAGCCGCCAGCUAGAGAUGCACCGGAGUGCUCGCCAAAUCGGCCCAUCAAAAGGUGUG